ACACAUCCUUAGAUAAGUCUCACUCCGCUGCACGAUGGAAGAUGCCGGUUGCCUAGCUGCUUGCCGGUUGCCUUAGCGCUUGCUGGCACAUCCGAGCGUCCCCCCAGAGCACCACCAGCACUGUGCAAACGAGGUCACAAGCGAGAGUUAAGCCUGUCUUCAUCUCCCGGGACUCGUGACUUCGAUCUCAUUCUCAAAGAUUCAAGCAAGCGACAACAACGCGCACUCUUUACCGAAUCAAACUUCCAUGCCAAGUGAUCAGACGCUGGACUCUACCAUCCACGUUGCUGAUGGAAACUUGCGAACAAAGCUCGACUUAACGUACCCGGACAGUCAAGCAAAUGGCUGCAGCAAACUACGACUAAAAAGCUGCAAUGUCAAGCCACUGUUAAAACGAUCGGGCGGGCUGGUGGCAUUUCACCUCCUGAACGCUGUUGUGGCCGUCAUCGGAGCCAUCGCAGCUGCACUCACUCUUGCAGCUCUAGCGCUGACUUUCGGUUGGGUUGGGAUUGCUCUGGCGGUGGCGGUGGGGGCAAUCCCAUUUCUGCUGCUAUCACUGCUUCCUGAUCGUUUAUUGGAAGGCUGGCUUAUCGCAUUGUGCUAUGGAGCUUUGGUUGUUGGCUAUCUGGGGCUAUACGUGUGGUCAUGGUUCAACGUCUAUACAAUGAUAGCACCGUACGCUCUCGCCGUUGCUGGCGGUAUUGGCACGCUACUCUUCUAUCUCUCUUUCUUCAUGUUUCUUUUCCUUGUGAAAACUGAGGUUCGGAGCGCCAAUUUCGUCAAACUUACCGUUCCCUUCUGUGUGACCACUGAAGAUAUUCCGGAGCAUGCAGAUCCAGCGAAACGAAUUGGUCUCAACAAAAAUGCGGAGAUGUGGUUUGUGCCGAUUACCAUGAUGACAUGCCGCACGUGGAUAACUGUUCUCUACUUCGCUACACUCAAGGUUGUUGUUGGAGCAUUGAGUGCGGCAACCAUUUUCUUUGCUGUGAUUCAGCCUGCCAUAUCGCUCUUCGGCGGUGGUGGUGCUCCGUUCUUUGCCAGUUCAUUGACAUUUCACCACGAUCCUAUCGCGUACGUCGGUGUCAUUGUCUCGCUCUUGAUACUCGCUGUUGUCGGAAUGGUUUUGGUGGCGACACUUUCCGUAAAGCUGACAUCGGGCAUUUUGGGGGAGUGGACGGUAAAACAAGAUCAAUCGCAGGAUGAACGGAGUGAAGCCACUAUCCAGGAUACCGCUUCCCCGAAAGCUGGGUUCGCAGCAUUGAAUGUUGCUUCACCUACUGCGGCGACUGCGUGAUGCCACACGACCAAUACAGCACUCUGGUUGCUUCGAACUUCAAUAGUUUUGUGUUCCAUCUCGAAUAUUUACGUGUCGAAAAAAAUGAGCGAAUAAAACCUAGGAUGUCCGUCAGUUAGCUUAAAACUUCUUCAUACCAUGUUCUGGUUUGGAUUAAUGUUGUAAUGAAUGAUCGAGAGUAAUAGAGAA
Messenger RNA from Phytophthora nicotianae INRA-310, 1483 nucleotides. RefSeq lists its product as hypothetical. NCBI's taxonomy places the organism in Eukaryota, Oomycota, Peronosporomycetes, Peronosporales, Peronosporaceae. The record is from RefSeq and is a predicted model, not a curated record. Bases 248 to 1294 code for a protein of 348 amino acids. The transcript has 2 exons.